GGGCCGAGACGGCGCGUGGCCCCAGCAGUGCGGCGGCGGGGACCGGGACCGGGGGCAGCGUCACGGGACCAAGGGAGCAGCAGAGCCCCGAGCCGGCUGGGAGCGUCGCCCGACGCCCAGGCUUGGUGCGGCCGAGCCCGGCGGCCUCAGAGCGGGCCCCGGGGCCGGGGCGGCGGGCGCGCCAUGGCGAAGGGCGGCUGCGUGAACGGCCGCAAGAGGCCCCGCGGCGGCGGCGGGGACGUGGAGGAGCUGCAGGGCGCCCGGAAGAGGAGGAGGCUGGAGGGCGGCGGCGGCGGCGGCCCCAGUGGGCCCAGGCCAAAGGAAAAGUCAUCACGCUUGUCUGCAGCAUUAUUUGGUGAGGACUGUGAAAUCAGCCAUGACCAGGUGUAUGAGUUGUUAAAGUAUGCAGCUUUGGGAAAAUGCCACAAUGCAGCACAACCCAGCUGGUGCCGUAUUUAUCACCAACGCUACCUGGCUGGGGUUGUGGUUAUUGUUCUGCAUGAAAUGAGCCAACUCCAUUUCUACAAAUUCUAUUUACAGUUCAAACACCUCAGAAAAGUGUUCCGGCAUAGAUUCACAUUACCACCUUCUUCAGCCAACUUCCUAGCCAGCCUGUAUGGAGAAGAAGCAAACGUGAAUCCUCAGAGCACUGCACAAGGUUUGACUUCCACUGGCAGCCAUUAUAUUCCUAACAGCUCAGAUUUGCAGUGGGAUCCUGUUAUCCAGAAAUAUGGAGAAGAAAAGCGAGGCCUGACUAGCUAUACUUUAACUUCAGAAGAGCUGAAAAAAAAUGAUUAUCCCAUGAAAGGCUCCCCUGGGUGUGAGAACUAUGUGUACACAGAGUGUGAUGAGCAGAGGACAGACAGCAGUCCCCUCUUUGGUCUCGAUUGUGAAAUGUGCCUGACGGCAAAAGGAAACGAAGUCACUCGUGUCUCCUUAGUGGAUGCGCAGGGUCAGUGCCUCUUGAAUGAACUAGUCAAACCUGAAAACAGAAUAGUGAACUACCGCACCAGAUUCUCAGGAAUCACAAGGAAAAUUCUUCUUCCAGUGAAAACAAAACUGGCAGACAUUCAAACUAGACUAAAAAAAUUGCUUCCUCGUGAUGCAGUAUUGGUGGGUCAUUCUUUAAAUGCUGAUCUUCAAGCCUUGCAAAUGAUCCACCCCAGUGUUAUUGAUACUUCAUUGCUUUUUGCCAGAAAUGAAGGGCGAAGAUUUAAGCUAAAAUUUCUAGCCAAAGCUGUUUUAGGGAAAGAGAUCCAAUGUGAACAGAAGCUUGGACACGAUCCUGCAGAAGAUGCUAGAGCUGCACUGGAAUUGGCACAAUUCUUUAUUGAGCAGGGACCAGCAAAGGUAGCAGAGCUAAACUUGGAGAUGCUUCUGACAACCGAAAGACUGACUGAGGUAUCACAAAAUAAAUCUGCAUUACAGCUGCAACAAAAUACAAUCCAGAAGCAAUUGAAUGAUCCUCCACGUUUAUCCAAACCAUGUUUUUUAGACUGCUUGCAGAUGACUGGCCAAAAACCCCUCCUUUUGGGCAGACAGGAACUAGACUCUUCUGGCUUGUGUCAGAGUAACCUGAGCACUUCAAACAAACAGAUUCUCCAGAGAGCCCUAAAGGAUGUUCCCCUGUCCACUUUCAGUAUCAUUCAAUUCAAUUUGGAUCCAGAGUAUGUUGCACCUCACCUUCUUGCUGGAAUUUGUGAAAAGGUGAGAAACAAGCUGACUGACAUGCUGACAAUUUACGCAGGUCCUUUUGAUGAAAGCUUUUGCCUGAAGUCAGUGAAGAAAGAAUUUGCGAGGUGCGGACCAAUCCGAUCUCUUACAGUAGUGACCGAAACAUACCAGCCCUAUGUCUGCAUCCAGUACGAAGUGCUGGAGGCUGCCCAACUUGCUGUGGAAAGUCUGAAUGGAGCUGAAGUAGCAGGAUCCUGCAUUAAGGUUCAGAGACCUGUCACUGGAACGAUGCUGGACUGUGAUGUUCUCAUAACAGAGCUAGAAUUAGAUAUAGAAAAUGAAGCUGUGAUUUAUGUGGCAGGUCUAAAGAAGUCAUUCACAGAGACAGACUUGCAAGAAGAAUUCAGCCAGUUGAAAGACCUAGAAGCUUUGUUCCUGCCAAGGGAUCUCCAGAGUGGAAAGCACAGGAACUGCUGUUUUCUCAAAUUCCAAAAAUCCGAAAGUGCUGUGGAUGCCCUUGAAGUUAUAAAUGGAUGGGCAGUGAAAGGCAGCAGGCUAAGAAGCAGGAAGGCUCUUGCUCCAGGUCACCUCUGGAGAUGGAUUUGGCAAAUGGAUCACAGCAAUGGGAAGCAAAGAGGAGACAUCUUAUGUGAGGAAAAGGAGCAGCAAUCUGACUCUGAGCUAAGGAAAAAGCUGAAGACACUAGACCAGCAUAUCCGAAAGCUUUAUAGAAGUCUGCAGAAUAACACCCUGUGCAUUGUUCUCUUUCCUGGGGUGAACAGGUCGACAUUUGCAACUUUUGUGAAUAAAGCAGCCUCUGUUGGGGAAGAGUUUUUACCCCGUAACAGCACCAGCAGAAGUCUCACCCUGAACGCUUUGGUCUGCCUCGCUCACCAAAUCAGAACGCGGCACGGCUGCCAAACAGUGCUUGUGCCCUGGCAGCUGCGAAGGUUACAGUAGCACGGACAAAGCUAUGGUGUUUUUACCUGUAAGAAACGAAGAUCAGGGCUCCUCUCCUGCAAAGGACAAACUCACCUGUGUCUAGAACAACUGCAUUUGUUUUCCACAGCUUAACACAUCUCCCAACACAACAGUUUGCAGGAGCAGCAUGGAUCAAACUCUCCUUUUACCAGGUGAAAGAGAUGCCAUUUGAGACUUGUGGAUUUUUUUUUCUAAUAAUUUUAGAUACCCACGUUUUGUUAGUGAUUUGUCUUAGACCCAAGCUACCGCAUAGGCUGUGUGCCAGCAAAGCUGAUUAACAAAUUCAGGCCAAUAUUUCUAUCGCUGCUAACCCUCCCGGGGCACAGCAGAUUUGCAAAGCACACCAUCUUGAGUCUAAUGACAAGCUCUACUUAAAAUAUGCUUUCCUUUAGCUUUAAAACCUUCAUACAGCACAAAAGCCAUUAGAUGCUAUGGACAAUUAUUCAGUGUUUUUGUUUUGUUUUUUAAUUGAAGUCCUUUUAUGAUCCUGAAAUGCAGCUCUGAAAAUAAAGAUGUGCAAUGGAAGCGUAUCAAAUUCACUAAGCCAAUGUUUAGCUUAAGAGAAAGCCUUGGCAAUCAUCCCUUUUACCAAAAAGGUGUAAAAAAGUUGACAUACUAAAAUUAAAAAAAAAAGGUAGCAUCAAUAACCAAAAAAGUUUCAACCAGUGUUAAUAAAACUCCCUUUAAAUCACAACAAUUUCAACAGGCAAAUAGUCCCAAUACAAGCAUUUUAAAAUAAUAAAUCGACUCCUAUCCAAAUAUUUACCAGAUCAGUCCAAAAAUGACGCAUCUACACUUUCGUCAUUAAGAACAUCUUAAGAAUUCACUUUGUCAUCAGAUGCCAAUAUUGUUGCUCCAGAAAGUCUGGAGUAUUAACUGCAAUUUAGCAAUUAAACACUGGUUUAAAAAUUGUUUUGUCGAUAU
Molecule: messenger RNA, 3579 nt
Organism: Rhea pennata
Lineage: Eukaryota; Metazoa; Chordata; Aves; Rheiformes; Rheidae
Gene: REXO5
Product: RNA exonuclease 5
Exons: 19
Coding region: 184-2634 (816 amino acids)
Cellular component (GO): nucleus
Molecular function (GO): RNA binding; exonuclease activity
Source: RefSeq, a predicted model, not a curated record